This is a messenger RNA of Penicillium maclennaniae, 1446 nucleotides long. RefSeq lists its product as uncharacterized. The transcript has a single exon. The record is from RefSeq and is a predicted model, not a curated record. Bases 1 to 1446 code for a protein of 481 amino acids. Gene Ontology annotation, cellular component: extracellular region. Lineage: Eukaryota; Fungi; Ascomycota; Eurotiomycetes; Eurotiales; Aspergillaceae. Gene Ontology annotation, molecular function: IgE binding.
AUGCUGUGGAGCACUACUCUACUCCUCCUGGCUGGCGUGGAUUACGCCUUGGCUUCCCAUGGCCGAUCUCAUGCGCACCGUCAUCGUGCGCGGAACCAUGCCCAGCCAGCGGUUGAAGGCGUUGAAAUGACGGAGCCGUGGGGUUUGCCCUGGGCUGAUACUGCUCCUGAAGUGGUGCAUACCAAGUUCGAAACUCUCACCAAGCCCGUCGUUUGUAAUUGUGCGCCGACAAACAUUGGUCUGACAACAAAGAUUCUUGACAAUAUGAUCCCUCAGCCAACCUUGACGAAGCCUGAGCAUGGGUUGACCAACCCAAAGGUCAUGCAGCCAAAGCCAUUCCCUUCGAAGCCAGCCCAUAUCAUGGCCCUCGAGCCGGAGUCCAUAAAACCAGACGCAACACAACCACAGAACACAGUGUCAACUUCCACUCAUUCAGAACUGCAGUCUCAAACGACCCCCGAUGAAGUCACCACCAUCCACAUUCACAAGACAAAAACGGUUACAGCAACUGUCACAGUCACCGCAUCAACCACCAAAGUCACUGCCGAUGUCACAGCCCCAAGCGGUACUACAGUUGCGAAGAGCAGCCCACCCAGGGAAUCAGUCGAGGCAAGGCCAAAGCCCGAUCCCACCAGGACAGAGCAAGCACCGCAUGUGCUCCAAACCCUCGACAACCUACCCGGUCAAAUCCCAGGAGACGUAAACCAGUUCCUCCCCAGCAUAGCAACCGUCAUUCCAGUCCCUGGUCUCCCCAGCCUGGACCAAGUCCUCCAUCCCGGCUCCCCAGCCGUCUUAGACCGGACCUCCGUCCCCUCAGCCUUCACAAGUAAAGGGUUCGGCGGGCAAAGUUCCCCGUCAGGCAGCAACAUUCACUACAAAGGCAACGUCGGCAAACCCUGGGGCAGCAACAUCCUUUCGGUGAGCCCGGAAGCCGCCCAUAAUUACAAAUACGUCGUUCAAUUCAACGGACCCCAAAGCCAACCCUGGACGGUCGUGAUAUGGAACAAAGUCGGGCCCGAUGGCAAACUGGACGGCUGGUAUGGGCACUCCGCACUGACCUUCGUCAUUGCACCGGGUGAAACGCACUACGUCGUGUUUGACGAAGACGCGGAAGGUGCAUGGGGUGCCGCGCCUGGAACAAAAGGUCUUCCUACUGACACCUGGGGCGGAUAUACGUCCACAUGGGGCGAGUUUAGUUUCGGGGAUAGAGAGAAUAAUGGAUGGUCCGGGUGGGAUGUGUCGGCGAUUCAGGCGCAGAUUGCCGGCCAUGACGUCCAGGGAAUGAGGAUUUGUUUGGCCGAUGGACAAGGAUGUUCUAUUAUUACUCCGGGAGCCGCAAAGGUUGUGAAUGCUUACACGGAGUCGAAGAGGCAUCAUGAUGGUAUUGGGGGUGCUGCUAGCCCAGGGCCGGUGAGGUUAGUUUGUGAUCUGGAUUAUCAGGGAUAG